Fukomys damarensis (Damara mole-rat) is the source of this 1114-nucleotide messenger RNA. RefSeq names its product glutathione S-transferase B. The record is from RefSeq and is a predicted model, not a curated record. NCBI's taxonomy places the organism in Eukaryota, Metazoa, Chordata, Mammalia, Rodentia, Bathyergidae. Gene Ontology annotation, molecular function: glutathione transferase activity. The transcript has 8 exons. Gene Ontology annotation, biological process: glutathione metabolic process. Bases 76 to 732 code for a protein of 218 amino acids.
GCCUCCCGCUCAGCUCACUAAAAGGGCGGUCCUGAGCUGCUGAGCCCUGUCUGCUUAGUCCAGGGCUCCAGCACCAUGCCCAUGAUACUGGGUUACUGGAACUUACGCGGGAUAGCUCAUCCGGUCCGCCUGAUCUUGGAAUACACAAACUCCAGCUAUGAAGAGAAGCAAUACUCCAUGGGAGACGCUCCUGAGUGUGACAGAAGCCAGUGGCUGAAGGAGAAGUUCAAGCUGGGCCUGGACUUUCCCAAUCUGCCCUACUUAAUCGAUGGGCCUCACAAGAUCACCCAGAGCAACGCCAUCCUGCGCUACAUUGCCCGCAAACACAACCUGUGUGGGCAGACAGAAGAGGAGAGGAUUCGUGUGGACAUUUUGGAGAACCAGUGUAUGGACACCCGCAUGCAGCUCAUCAUCCUCUGCCACAGCCCUGAUUUUGAGAAAAAGAAGCCCGAGUUCUUGGAGGGCCUCCCUGAAAAGAUGAAGCUCUUCUCACAGUUCCUGGGGAAGCAGCCUUGGUUUGUAGGGAGCAAGAUCACCUUUGUGGACUUCCUCGUUUAUGAUGUCCUUGACGUGCACCGUAUGUUUGACCCCAAGUGCCUGGAAGCAUUUCCUAACUUGAAAGACUUCAUGUCCCGCUUUGAGGGCCUGGAGAAGAUCACUACUUACAUGAAGUCCAGCCGCUUCCUUCCAAAACCUUUGUUUUCAAAGAUGGCAGUGUGGGGCAACAAGUAGGACCCUGCAAUUCCAGGAUGGAAGGAUAUGCCAUGCCUCUUUGUCCCUACCCUGGGGCAUAGCUGGCCUCCUGCAUCCAUGCAUCAGUUUUCUCUUCCCUCUAUCCUUUCUACUCUUUUCUCCUCUGCAAGGCCUUUUCAGCUCCCUUUCUUCUGCCACCCCCCCAAUUCAUGCCUUUUAUGUUUCACCUCCCCACUUUACUUUAUGGAAGUUCCCUUCUCCCCUUCUUUGUGCCUGACCUGAAACUGAUCAGACAGUCCUUCAUUCUGAUUUGAGGAGGCUGUCUGACACCAUGUUCUACCUGUCUGGUUUGGAACCUGGUGUCCCCAUUGUGUUGGGUUCCCUGGCUCUGUUUAAUCUUCAAUAAAACCUAAAAAAAUAA